Messenger RNA from Cladophialophora carrionii CBS 160.54, 1515 nucleotides. RefSeq lists its product as uncharacterized. Gene Ontology annotation, biological process: transmembrane transport. The transcript is spliced from 2 exons. Gene Ontology annotation, molecular function: transmembrane transporter activity. The record is from RefSeq and is a predicted model, not a curated record. Bases 1 to 1515 code for a protein of 504 amino acids. NCBI's taxonomy places the organism in Eukaryota, Fungi, Ascomycota, Eurotiomycetes, Chaetothyriales, Herpotrichiellaceae.
AUGGCGCAGGAUACGUCAACAACGAAAGAUGUCGAGGCAGACGCCAGCUCCGUUCCAGCAGAGCAGCAGCCGCCCGAGAAGAUUGUCUUGGACGACGGCGAAAAGACCGAAAUCCUGGUCGGAUGGGAGAGUGCAGACGAUCCGGAGAAUCCACAGAACUGGUCCACGCCGUUCAAGUCUUGGGUGACCUUUCAGCUGGGUAUGCUGGCCUUUGGCGCCAGCUUGGCCUCGAGUAUCAUCGCACCCGCGAACCGCACCAUCGCCGAAUACGUGGGUGUCAGCGAGGACGUCGUCGUCCUGAACGUCUCGCUCUAUGUCGUCGGCUUUGCAUUCGGUCCGCUGGUUUGGGCGCCGGUCAGCGAGGUGUGGGGUCGGCGAUGGUCCAUGUUGCCGGCAGCGACUUGCUUGGUGUGCUUUUCCAUCGGCACCGCCGUCAGUAGAAACGCGCAGUCGGUAUUCAUCAACCGCUUCUUCAGCGGCUUCUUCGGCUCCGCUGCCGUCAGCAACGUCAACGCCGCCCUGGGCGACAUCUGGUCACGGGAGGCUCGUGGAACGGCCGUGUGUCUGUACGGUGUCUGUGUCGUUGGCGGUCCGACGUUAGGCCCGACCAUCGGGGCCGCCAUCCUGGUCAACCCUCACAUGGGCUGGCGAUGGACAGGAUACAUCGUGGCGCUGCUCAACGGUGUGGUCGUGGCCACGACCUACUUCUGCAUGCCCGAAAUGUAUCCGCCGGUGCUGCUCAAGCGAAAGGCGCAGAGACUGCGAAACGAGACCGGCAACGCGUUAUACUACCACCCGCAGGAACGGAUCAAGGUCGACCUCAAAUCCAUCAUCACCAAACAGCUGUCGCGACCACUGAUGAUGCUCUUCACCGAGCCCAUGGUGACCUGCAUCGCCUUUUACGCCUCGUUCGUGUAUUCCAUCCUCUACCUCACGCUGCAGGUCUUCCCCGUGGUCUUUGAAGAGCAGCGCCACUGGUCGCCCGUCGUGGCCUCAUUGCCAUUUCUCGGCAUGUUUGUCGGCAUCCUCGCCGCCACGGGCGUCAACCUCGGAAACCAGCCUCUGUACCGACGGAAAUGCCAGGCCUCCAACGGCCGACCCGUCCCUGAAGCGAGACUUCCCCCUCUGGCCAUCGGCGCCGUUCUCAUGGUCAUCGGGCUCUUCUGGUUCGGAUGGACAGCCGCACCGCGAUACCCUUGGGCGUCACCGGUCGUCGCGGCCGGGUUUAUCGGUGGCGGGUUCAAUAUCAUUUUCCAGCAAUGCAUCAACUACCUCGUCGACGUGUACGGGCUGUACGCCGCGAGCGCCACCGCGGCGAAUACCUUUCUUCGCAGCGUCCUGGCCGCAGGUCUCCCGUUGGCCGCUCGACCAAUGUACCACGCCAUGGGAGUCGGGCCGGCGACGUCGGUCCUCGGUGCCGUGGCGGCCGCGUUGCUGCCCGUGCCUUUUAUCUUUAUGAAGAUCGGCCUUGUGCUGAGGAAGAAAUCCAAGUUUGCACCCGUGCUGGAUGGUUGA